CGCGGCUCGGGGCGGCUCGGGCAUCACCCUGGGAAUAGAGAAAUACCUGGAAACGAAGGUUUGAGCGGAAACAGGCCUCAACAACAGCUUCGUAUUUUUGAGGGGGGUUUUUUUUGCACACAGGCGAGGACGGGGGGAGUGCGCCCACCGCGUUGCGGGUGUAUGUACGUGCGUUUGGAUCACGAUGAUGCAAAGUGCGGCGGUUCUACCGACAGAGAGUCCUGUAAAGAGUUUACCGGAGAUUCUCGGUGUACCACUGCAGCAGAUCCCUCAGUGUGCAGGCUGCAGUCAGCACAUCCUGGAUAAGUUCAUCCUGAAGGUGCUGGACAGACACUGGCACUCCAAGUGCCUCAAGUGCGCAGACUGCCAGACCCCGCUGGCGGAUAAAUGUUUCUCCCGGGCAGGCAGCGUCUACUGCAAGGAGGACUUUUUCAAGCGUUUUGGAACAAAAUGUGCGUCGUGCCAGCAGGGCAUCCCUCCGACGCAGGUGGUGCGGAAGGCGCAGGACUUUGUGUAUCACCUGCACUGCUUCGCCUGCAUCAUGUGCAGCAGACAGCUGGCCACCGGCGACGAGUUUUACCUCAUGGAGGACGGGAGGCUGGUGUGCAAGGUGGAUUAUGAGACCGCCAAACAGAACGAUGAUUCAGAGGGUGGAACCAAACGACCAAGGACCACCAUCACCGCCAAGCAGCUGGAGACCCUCAAAAGUGCCUACAAAAACUCGCCAAAGCCAGCCCGCCACGUCAGAGAGCAGCUGUCCUCUGAGACAGGCCUGGACAUGAGGGUGGUGCAGGUUUGGUUCCAGAACCGGCGAGCAAAGGAGAAGCGUCUAAAGAAAGAUGCCGGUCGCCACCGUUGGACUCAGUUCUAUAAAAGUGUCAAACGCAGCAGAGGAGGAACCAAAGUGGAGAAGGAGAGCUCGGCUGAUGAUGCAGGGCUCAGCGACAGCGAACUGAGCUUCAGAGACGACCAAGUCUUGUCUGACCUCAGCCACGCGAACGGCCUUUACGGGAGCGUGGGAGACAUGACCAACAGCGCUGUCCUGAACGGCGGCUUCUCUGUCGACGCGGCGGGACAGCCCUACCAAGACAUCCGGCCAGGGAGCCCCUAUGGUCUACCGCAGUCACCUUCCUCCAUCACCUCCCUGCCCGGCCACACACCUCUCCUCAACAACCUGACCUUUAACAUGGACAGUCUGGUGGCGCAGGGGGGGCCAGGCGGAGUGGGACAGGCUCUGAGGGCCAUGGCGGGGGGCCCCACCUCAGACCUCUCCACGGGGAGCAGUACGGGAUACCCUGACUUCCCCACCAGCCCGGCUUCCUGGCUAGAUGAGAUGGACCAUUCCCAGUUUUGAGCCUCCAGCUCAGCAGAAGAACCACUAUGAGGAUUUAUCAAAAGGACACGACAGAUGUUUUUUUUUUUUUUUUUACAUUUCUUUACUUCACUCUGCAAGACUGCUGUGCUUUGUGUUGCUCGGUGGAGAGGAAAAGCUUGACUGGAGUCCGAACAGUGAGAUAACAACCAGGUUGGAAGAUGCAGACUGAACUUAAGCAGUAAAGCAACACCUGAAUGUUCAAUCUCAACACUGCAUCAUCACAAUUUUUUAUUUUUUAAUUAUUGCCUGUUUUUAUUUUGUUCAAUCGCUACAAAGGAGACUAAACUUCACAAACACUGGUGGACUGUGCUCAAACACACAGGUCAGGGCCGUCAUUUGUACCGGGCCCAGAAGGCAGCUGCAUGCUUCUGAUUCACAAUGAGUUGAACUGCUGGCCGGCCGUACCGGAGCCUUCACAUUGGCAUUGCACUUUACUCUCCUCUUCUUUUUCUACGUGAACGGACAGGAGUGCAGAGGAGAGAGACGUAUGCACAAGGCAAACAGUGUUUCACUCGGAGAAAAACUUACAAGAGCAGUGGCACAAGCGUGAAUCUAGAAACAUGCUCAUGUUUUUUUUUUGUUUAGCUUUUUUAUGUGUUACCGACAAAGUGUUUUGAGAAAUGGUCUGAUCUGCUGAUCUGUGCAUCCAGAAAUUGUUUUAAUGAGGGUGUUUUGAGACAAAGCGGUCAUAUUUACAGAAUUUAAUCUGAGCAAAAGACGCUUCAGAGAAGAAAUCCGUUAGUAUUAAACCCUUUUUCACACGAGGAGCCAAAACUUUCAGUAUAGAUCAUAUUUCUGCAUUAAUUUAUUCUUCAGAUGCAAAAAUAUAAAACAUGUUGUUUCUGUAAUAAAUAAAAACAUCAAUAAGUAUUAAAAGAAACAAAGAAACGGCCCUUUGUGUUUGCUCUCUUCAGUCAGAUCCAGCCUUCUCCUGAUAAUCUUCUCAGCCAGCAGCAGCCUCAGCUUUGCCUGCUGUCAACCUACUUCCCCCAACUCCAGAUGUGAUGUCGGCCCUUUGUACCAGAGGGAUUAACACAGUCUGCCACAUUCAGAGCUGAUAAUUCAGCAUCUGAGCUGGAUCGGCUGCAGAGAUCAGUCACCGUCAGCUCCAGCUUCACAAAUUAUUUGCUACAAGAAGAAUAUCUCAAAAGUAAAUCCCCCGUGAGCUUCAUUUAAGUUGUAAAAUUAACCAACAGUUUCAUGCUUGUGUAGGAAAAUGCAUCCUCCCAGAUCUCAUCUCUGCUCCUGUCUCUGAUUUGAGGACAAACCGGUCGAUGUGAGCACUUCUUUGGAGAAAACAAAAUGUCAAGUCUUCUUUUUUUUUUUUUCCAUAUUUCACCUCAAGGCAAAUCAAAUAACAGGCAGUGACACAAUUACAGAUUACAGCCCACAAAUUACGAUGUGUUUACGUCUUAAAAUCACAAUACUUUUAACAUGUGAGUGAAAUGGACAAGUCAAAAGAGGGGAAAAAGUUCUGCCUUUAAAAUGGAUCUUUAUUUCUUAAAGUGCUUAUUUAUGCAGAAUUUAUUUGAACUGUUUUUAAAUAAAGGUUUUUGAUUAUUAUUAAGAUGUUAUUUUAAAACAUCAUGAGUUAGAAAAGUGAAAAAUGCAUUUCAGUAAUGCCAGGUAAUUCCAAUUAGUUUAUGCCAUGUAAAUAAAAAGCAUAAUCCCUCCUACUAGACGUGGGUCACAGCUUUGUUCCCUGCACAAACCAGUGGAUAUGCAGUAAAUGCUGCUCACAGCUGAAUUACAAAGUAAUUUGUUGGCUGAAAUCUGGGAUUUUAGAGGAAAACAACACAGAAAACCCAUCAUUGAAGCAGUUUUGUUCAGUCGGUUUUGCCUCAGAAGUUUGCAUCUUAUUGUUGUAAAUUUUGUACAGUUUGAAAACGUGUAGAUUGUCUUGUUUCAUGAGCGCUAUUUAUUAUUAUGAUUAUUAUGAUUAUUAUUAUUAUAUUAUUAUUAUUAUUAUUAUUGCCAUGUGUCUUUGAAAAAGAUGUAAAAGAGAGCACUGAAUCUAUUCAUUUAUGCCUUCUGUGUAAUGGUAUGAACCGUGUAAAGUUAAAUCUAUAUGGGGAAAAUAAAGCUGAAUUGUCUUUGGUUACCCCUCGAGUGAGUUUUUCUUUAUUUUUCACAGUGCUGGCUUGCAGUGAUGAAUGCGAGAGCUAAGAUUGCCAGGCGAGCUUUAUUUAUGACGCAUUUAAAGAAAAAUACAUCCUGUUGGUGUUUUUAUUAUUUUUGCCUUAUCGAAACGCUCUUCGAGCCAGUUAACCCACAAAUUCAUUUACCCAUUGAGAGCAUUUACCACACACUUAGGCCUCUAUUCAAUUGUGGAGAUCCAUUUAGUACCUCCAACAGGCACUGGUCAGUCAUUUAACAGUGAUCGAUGCUGUUUUCCUCUCUCGCUCUCCGAGAGUGGGGGUGACAAGAAAGAUGCAUGAAAAGAAACUAUAUGGGAGGACAGAGGGGAGGGGAAUAAAACAUGCACACAAACAGAUGCCUUGCUGGCUGCUUCUCUGAUCCUAUCAGUGCUGAGGAGACACUGGAGCAGAUUGCAGCACAGUCAAAUCUACCCUUAAUCCCUAGACU
Xiphophorus maculatus (southern platyfish) is the source of this 3961-nucleotide messenger RNA. It is a transcript of the gene lhx4, whose product is annotated as LIM homeobox 4. Gene Ontology annotation, cellular component: nucleus. NCBI's taxonomy places the organism in Eukaryota, Metazoa, Chordata, Actinopteri, Cyprinodontiformes, Poeciliidae. The record is from RefSeq and is a predicted model, not a curated record. The transcript is spliced from 6 exons. Gene Ontology annotation, biological process: neuron differentiation; regulation of transcription by RNA polymerase II. Bases 185 to 1354 code for a protein of 389 amino acids. Gene Ontology annotation, molecular function: RNA polymerase II transcription regulatory region sequence-specific DNA binding; DNA-binding transcription factor activity, RNA polymerase II-specific.